AUGCAAUAAAAAACUUAUGAAACAUACAAUUAUGAAUGUGAAUUUUGGAGUACUAAAGAUAAUCGAUUCCUAAAAACCCAAAUUUAAAUAAUCAUCUCUAAAUCGAAGGAAAUCAAGUAUAUAUAAGAUGGACAAAUCCUAAGAAUGUAUUGAAUUCAUUUUUCAAUAAACUUAGUGAUUAGUUUACUGAUUUUAGAACUAAACCAGAUAUUUUGAAGAAUUUAGAAUAGAUCAAGUUUCUUAAAUGGCAAGGGAGAUAUGGAUAAUGUUUUAAGAAAGUUGAUAAAUGGAAUGUAAUUUGGAAUGGAUAAAAUUUUUCACAAAUUGGUGGAUAUUACUCUGAUUAAGGGGAAAAGUAAGGAUUAUGGAUGGAAUUAAUCAAGAAUUUUUAGAAGUGAGCUAUUAUUUGUUAUUAUAACUAUUAGUAAUGCCAAAGCAUACGAAUUCGGAGAAUAUAUUAAUAAUAAGAGAGUAGGUACAUGGAAGCAAUUCUACUAAGAUAAACAACUGUAUAUAAAUAUGCUUUAUAUAUCAUUAAGUGGCGUUGGUAAUUAUAACGAGUAAGGUUAAAGGGAUGGAAAAUGGACUUAGUUGAGCGAUUACUUCUUUAAGUAUUGAAUUGAUUCAAUCAUUUUUUUUAAGUUAAAAGUAAGUCAUAGAUGAAGGGGAGUAUAAAAAUGGUAAAAAAGUUGGGUUAUGGAAUAUUUAUUAUGAAAAUUUAUUAAUGUAGGUUAUAUUUUAUUAACUUUUAAUAAAAGUGGUGGUGGAUUAUAUGAUUAUGAGAGAAGAGGUGAAAGUUUAGGAUAAACUAAGAUAGGGAAAUGGAUUGAAUUGAGUGUGGGAUUUUAUGAGUAUUAAGUUUAUUAAUUUGAAUAUAUUAGCUGGAGUUAAGUUACAUAUGAAGGCUAAUAUAAAAAUGGUAAAAGAUUUGGAAGAUGGAAUAUUUGGUUUAAAAAGAAUUAUGGAGAUAAGAAUAUUGAAUUAAUGUAGUUAAAUUUAAGAUAUUUAUUAUAAAGAGGUGGUGGAUUAUAUGAUUGUGAGCAAUAAAAUGAUGGUUUAGGUGCAUUGAAAAUUGGAACAUGGAUCGAAUUAAGUGAUGGGUUUUAUUGGUAUUAAAUUAUUAUAGAUUAUUUUUAUAUCUUAUUAGUAAUAAUUAAAUCACUUACUCUGGUGUUUAUAAAAAAGGAUUUAAGGUUGGUAGAUGGGAUACAUUUAAUCAGAAAAAUUAUAUGUAAGUUUAGUAUAAAAUUGAUUAAAAAGUGGUGGUGGAGUGUAUGAAUAGAAACUAGAAUAUGAUGGAAUAUGCACAAAUAAAGUUGGAAGAUGGAUAGAAUUGAAUGAUGGAUUUUCUUGGUAAUAUAUUAAAAUGAUUUUGAACAUUAGUUUGGGUUAAGUCAUUUAUAAUGGUGUUUAUAAAAAUGGUAAAAAAAUUGGUAGAUGGGAUAUUACUUUUACAUAUGAUGGGAGGAUUGAUUAAAUGUAUGUUUGAUAUUAUUUAUUUUUACAAAAAGUGGAGGUGGAUUUUAUGAUGAAUAUUAAGUAGGUAAUGCUGCAUAAGUUUCAAUUAAAACAGGAAGGUGGAUUGAAGAAAGUGAUAGAUUUGAUAUGUAUAUAAUUAAUUAUUUAGAAUAUUUUAGAUGGAGUUAAGUUGUUUAUGAUGGUGAAUAUGUAAAUGGAAAAAAAAUUGGAAAAUGGAAUAUCUUGUUUAGGAAAUAUGGAGAUAAUUAGAAAUUUGAAUAGAUGUAAAUAGAAUAUUCAUAUUUUCUUAAAAAAGAGGUGAAGGAUUUUAUAGUGAAAAAUAAGAAUGUGAUGGAUUAUUAGGAUCUAUUAAGAUUGGAAGAUGGGUAGAGCUUUUUGAGAGAUUCGGGAGUGGGAAUUUAUUAUAAUAGAUCGUUUAUAAUGGAGAAUAUAAGAAUGGAUUUAAAAUUGGUCGUUGGAAUACUUUAUAUAGGGGAGAUACAGAAAUUCAAUUUUAAUAAAUGUAUUUAGUUUAUUAAAUAUUAAAUCUAAUUAGUGGUGGAGGAUCAUAUAUUGACAAACAAGGAUCAACAAAGAAUGGGUAGUGGAAAGAAUUGAAUGAUAAUUUCUAAAAUGACUUUUAAUAAUCCUAAAUCAUAGAAAAUGGUCAUUAUAAAAAUGGUAAAAAAGUUGGUAAGUGGGAAGUUAUGGAUUUUAGUAGAAAAAAUAAAAUCAUGUAUAAUAUAAAACCAAUUUAAAUUUAGAGAUUAUAAAUAUUAUCAUGA
Molecule: messenger RNA, 2243 nt
Organism: Paramecium pentaurelia
Lineage: Eukaryota; Ciliophora; Oligohymenophorea; Peniculida; Parameciidae
Source: the annotation of a GenBank genome assembly